CUCAAAGUAAGCUGCAACGACGCUGAAUCAUCCUCAAGCUUCAGAGCAAAUCCACCAGCCACGAUGUCUCGUUUUCUGGACAUGACGUGUUUUGGAGAAGCUGCUCGCUACCUCCGUCUCACCAACCUGGAGCAGCUGGCGGCCAAGGCCCAGGCCUUUGAUGGAACCAAACGUGUUUGGAUGCCGGAUGAUGCUGAAGCAUACAUCGAAGUGGAGGUCAGAGAACUGAAUGGAGACAAGACUACUGUGGAGACCAAGGAUGGACGGUUUCUGGUUGUAAAAGAAGAUGACCUGCAGCCAAUGAACCCUCCGAAGUUUGACAUGAUAGAGGAUAUGGCCAUGUUGACUCACCUGAACGAAGCUUCUGUCCUCUUUAAUCUGAGGAGGAGAUACAGCAUGUGGAUGAUCUAUACCUACUCCGGCCUGUUCUGUGUGACCGUCAACCCUUAUAAAUGGCUGCCGGUCUACUCGGCCGACGUGGUGACGGCCUACAAGGGGAGGCGUCGUUCAGACAUGCCGCCACACAUCUACUCCAUCGCUGACAACGCCUACACUGACCUGCUGCAGAAUCGUGAGAACCAGUCGAUGCUCAUUACUGGAGAGUCGGGUGCCGGGAAAACUGUCAACACCAAGAGGGUCAUACAGUACUUCGCCACUGUUGCUGCUUUGGGGGAAAAUGUGAAAAAAGGAGGGUCUUUAGAGGAUCAGAUCAUUGAAGCAAAUCCAGCCAUGGAGGCAUUCGGGAAUGCUAAAACCAUCCGCAAUGACAACUCCUCUCGCUUUGGAAAGUUCAUCAGGAUUCACUUUGGACCUACUGGGAAGUUGGCUUCUGCUGACAUUGACAUCUAUCUUCUGGAAAAGUCCAGGGUUGUGUUUCAGCAGCCAGGAGAGCGAAGCUACCACAUCUACUACCAGAUUCUGUCCAAUCGUAAACCAGAGCUACAAGAUAUGCUACUGGUGAGCACCAACCCCUUCGACUACCACUUCUGCUCUCAGGGUGUGACCACAGUGGAGGGCAUCAAUGAUGGGGAGGAACUCAGUCUCACUGACCGUGCCAUGGACACACUGGGCUUCACUCCAGAGGAGAAGUACGGCUGCUAUAAAAUUGUUGGAGCCAUCAUGCACUUUGGCAACAUGAAGUUUAAGAAGAAACAGAGAGAAGAGCAGGCUGAGGCUGAUGGCACAGAGAGUGUGGACAAGGCAGCUUACCUCAUGGGCAUCAACUCUGCCGACCUGCUGAAAGGCCUGCUGAACCCCAGAGUCAAAGUUGGAAAUGAGUUUAUUGUUAAAGGGCAGACAGUAGAACAGGUCAGCUAUGCAGUAGCAGCCCUGGCCAAAGCCACCUAUGAUCGUAUGUUUAAGUGGCUGGUGGGUCGUAUCAACUCGUCCUUGUACACCGCUCUGCCUCGACAGUACUUCAUUGGAGUCCUCGACAUUGCUGGCUUUGAGAUCUUUGAGUUGAAUAGCUUUGAGCAGCUGUGCAUCAACUUCACCAAUGAGAAGCUGCAGCAGUAUUUCAACCACCACAUGUUCAUCCUGGAGCAGGAGGAGUACAAGACUGAAGGGAUCGAGUGGACCUUCAUAGACUUUGGUCUGGACUUGCAAGCCUGCAUAGAUCUCAUAGAGAAGCCAAUGGGUAUUCUGUCCAUCAUGGAGGAGGAGUGUAUGUUCCCGAAGGCCACUGACAACAGUUUUAAAACCAAACUGUAUGAUCACCAUCUGGGAAAGUCCCCAAACUUCCAGCGACCACGACCUGACAAAAAGCGCAAAUAUGAGGCACAUUUUGAGGUGGUUCACUAUGCUGGAGUGGUUCCAUACAACAUCACAGGCUGGCUGGAUAAAAACAGAGAUCCUCUGAACGAGACCGUCGUGGCUCUCUUCCAGAAAUCCUCCAACAAACUUAUGGCUGGACUGUUUGAGAACUAUAUUGGAUCAGAGAUGGCAAGUGAACCAAAGGGUGAAACGAAACAGAGGAAGAAGAAAGCAGCUUCUUUCCAGACAGUUUCACAGCUACACAAGGAGAAUCUUAAUAAGUUGAUGGCAAACCUCCGCAGCACUCAGCCUCACUUUGUUCGCUGCAUUAUCCCCAACGAGUCCAAGAAUCCAGGUGUGAUGGACCCAUUCCUGGUUCUCCACCAGCUGAGGUGUAACGGAGUCCUGGAGGGGAUCAGGAUUUGCAGGAAGGGUUUUCCCAACCGUAUCCUGUAUGCUGAGUUCAAACAGCGUUAUCGUAUUUUGAAUCCAUCUGCCAUCCCAGAGGACUGUUUUGUGGACAGCAGGAAGGCCGUGGAGAAGCUUUUAGGCUCUCUGGACAUAGACCACACCCAGUAUAAAUUUGGACACACUAAGGUGUUCUUUAAGGCGGGGUUAUUGGGCCAGCUUGAGGACAUGCGGGACAGCCGUCUGUCUCAGAUCCUCACCACCGUUCAGUCCAUGUGCAGAGGGAAGCUGAUGAGGAUGGAACGACAGGACAUAAUGCUGAAAAGGGAUGCUUUGACGGUGAUCCAGUUCAACCUCCGGGCGUUCUUCUCAGUUCGAACUUGGCCGUGGAUGAUGAUGUUCUACAAACUCCGCCCGAUGCUGAAGACCGCCCAGGUGGAGAAGGAGCUGGCUGCUCUGAACGAAGACUUCAACAAGUUAAAGGAGGCCUUUGACAGGUCGGAGGGGAAGCGGCUGGAGGCCGAGGAGCGGCAGGUGGUCUUGGUUCAGGAGAAAAAUGACCUCGCUCUGCAGCUGCAGGCUGAGCAGGACAACCUGAUGGAUGCAGAGGAUCGCUGCAAUCAGCUGAUUCAGUCUAAAAUCUCUCUGGAGUCAAAGCUGAAGGAGAUGCAGGAGCGUCUGGAGGACGAGGAGGAGGUCAAUGCCACGCUGACGUCCAAGAAGCGUCAGCUGGAGGAUGAGGUGUCGUCACUGAAGAGAGACGUGGACGACCUGGAGAUCACGCUGGCUAAAGUGGAGAAAGAGAGACACGGGGUUGAGAACAAGGUGAAGAACCUGUCCCAUGAGAUGUGUGUCCUGGAUGAAACCAUCAUGUCUCUGACCAGAGAGAAAGCCGCCCUGCAGGAAGCUCACCAGCAGGUCCUGAACGAUCUUCAGGCGCAGGAAGACAAAUGCAACAUGCUGGUGAAGGCCAAAGUUCGACUGGAGCAACAAGUUGACAGCUUGGAAGCUUCCCUGGAGCAGGAAAAGAAGGCGCGGACGGACCUGGAACGAAACAAGCGGAAGCUGGAGGGGGAUUUGAAGCUGUCCGUGGACUCAGUCACGGGCCUGGAGAACCAGAAGGAAGAGCUGGAGGAGAGACUUAAAAAAAAAGAUUUUGAGUUGGGUCAGCUUCAAGCAAAAAUGGAGGAUGAGCAGAGUUUGGUUGCUCAGCUUCUGAAGAAGAUGAAAGAGCUUCAGACCCGCAUCGAGGAGCUGGAGGAGGCGCUGGAGGCGGAGCGGACAUGGCGCCUUAAAGCGGAGCGUCAGAGGAACGACAUCGCCAAGGAGCUGGAGGAGCUUGGAGAGAGGCUGGAGGAGGCAGGAGGCGCCUCGGCUGCUCAGAUCGCCCUCAACAGGAAGCGGGAAGCAGACUUCCUGAAGCUGCGGCGGGAACUGGAGGAGGCGGGGCUUCACCAUGAGGCAACAGCGGCCACUCUGAGAAAGAAGCACUCGGACAUGGUGGCGGAGCUCAGUGAGCAGAUCGACACUCUGCAGAGAGCCAAACAAAAACUGGAGAAAGAGAAGACCGAGGUCCAGCUGGAGGCCGACGACCUGGCUACUAACGUGGAGCAGCUCACCAGGGCAAAGGGAGCAGCAGAAAAGAUGUGCAGGGUUUAUGAGGACCAGCUGAAUGAGAGCAGAAACAGAGCGGAUGACCUGCAGAGGCAACUGACCGAAGUAUCUACGCAGAAAGCACGAGCACUCACUGAGACCGCUGAGUACAGCCGACGUCUGGACGAGCGGGAUGCCAUGAUUAGUCAGCUACAACGAUCCAAAGCAGGCCUCGGCCAGAACACCGAGGAUCUAAAGAGGCAGCUGGAAGAAGAGAGCAAGGCUCGUGUGGCGCUGGCUCAUGCGGUUCAAGCGUCCCGUCAUGACUGCAGUCUGCUGAAGGAGCAGCUGGAGGAGGAGCAGGAAGCCAAAGCUGAGCUGCAGAGGGCGCUGUCCAAAGCCAACAGCCAGGUGGUUCAGUGGAGAGCGAAGUACGAGACCGAUGCUGUACUGAGAAUAGAGGAGCUGGAAGAUGCUAAGAAGAAGAUAGUUGUGAAACUGCAGACUGCAGAAGAAGCUGUGGAGGCGUCUCAGGCCAAGUGUUCCUCGCUGGAAAAAACCAAACAACGUCUGCAGACAGAGAUUGAAGACCUGGUGGUGGAACUGGAGCGCUCCAACGCUGCCGCUCUGGCUCUGGACAAGAAGCAACGCAACUUGGACAAGCUGCUCAGUGACUGGAAGCUGAAGUUUGAGGAGAAUCAGAUGGAGCUGGAGGCAUCGCAGACAGAGUCUCGCAGUCUGAGCACGGAGCUCUUCAAACUAAAAAACAGCUACGAAGAAGCUCUGGAUCAUCUGGAGACAGUUAAACGAGAAAACAAGAAUCUGCAAGAGGAGAUCCUGGACCUGGUGGAUCAGCUCAGUCAGGAAGGAAAGACCAUCCAUGAGCUGGAGAGGACAAAGAAAAUCCUUGAUGUGGAGAAGAGCGACAUUAGAGCUGCUCUGGAAGAAGCAGAGGGCAGCUUGGAGCAUGAGGAGAGCAAGACCAUGAGAUUUCAGAUGGAGCUGCAGCAGAUCAGGACUGAGGUGGAGAGAAAGAUUGCAGAGAAGGAGGAUGAGAUCGAAAACCUCAGGCGGAGCCACCAGAAUUCCCUGGAAACCAUGCAGACCAGUUUGGAGGCGGAGGUCCGCAGUCGCAGUGAAGCGGUUCGUCUGAGGAAGAAGAUGGAGUCUGACCUCAAUGAGAUGGAGGUUCAGCUGGGCCAUGCCAACAGGCAGGCGACCGAGAGCCAGAGGAUCAUGAGACACCUGCAGACUCAGGUCAAAGAGCAGCAGGUGGAGCUGGAAGAUAAAGUCCAGCUGACCAAUCAGCUGAAAGAGCAGAUAGUCCUGUUAGAGCGCCGUUGUUCGCUCAUGGCGGCGGAAGAGGAGGAGCUACGUGGGAUCCUGGAACAGACCGACCGCACCCGCAAGAUGGCUGAACACGAGCUGGUGGAGGUGUCGGAGAGAGUCAACCUGCUCACUACACAGAACGCAGGUCUGGUGAACCAGAAGAGGAAGCUGGAGGCGGAUCUGUCUCUGCUGUCCGGAGAGGUGGGGGACGCCGUACAGGAGAGCCGCAGCGCCGAGGAGAAAGCCAAGAAGGCCAUCACUGAUGCAGCUCUGAUGGCAGAGGAGCUGAAGAAGGAGCAGGACAGCAGCAACAUGCUGGAGAGGAUGAAGAAGAACAUGGAGUGCACAGUGAAAGAGCUGCAGGUCAAACUGGAUGAGACGGAGCAGAUGGCGCUGAAAGGGGGAAAGAAACAGCUUCAUAAACUGGAGACCAGAGUGAGGGAGCUGCAGACGGAGGUGAUGGUGGAGCAGAAGAAGAGUGAAGAGUACCAGAAAGGAGUCCGCCGCUACGAGAGGAGAGUCAAAGAGCUAACAUACCAGUCCGAGGAGGACAGGAAGACUUUGCUGAGGAUGCAGGACCUGAUCGAAAAGCUUCAGACCAAAGUCAAGAGCUACAAGAGACAAGCAGAAAGCGCUGAGGAGCAGGUGAGCUGCAGUGCUGUUCGUUUCCGGAAAAUCCAACAUGAGCUUGAUGAUGCAGAGGAGAGAGCCGACAUGGCCGAGACGACCGUCAAUAAGCUGCGGAUCCGAACCCAUGAGCAAAGCAGCAAGGUUGCCAUGAUCGCUGAAUGAUGCUGCAUCUUCAAACACCAUCAGUGUCUUGUGUGAAGUCUGACUGCUGUGGGUUUUUGUCUGAUGUGUUUCCAGCUGCUUCAGUCAACAGCGAUGAGGAGAUUCUCCGGUCUCUAGUUACUACGUCAGUGUGUUUCUUUACUUCUUUGCUGGGAGGUGUUGUGAAUUGGUGUGUAGUGUGGAAAGUGUGUAUGUGCAUGAGCUGAAAACAGCAGUUUGUAAUUCAGAUCAGUGUCAGGAGCUACUGAGAGAAAAACAUCUUUGUCAUUGAUUCAUUCUCUAAAUCCAUACAAACUUUUGUUAAAAUAGUUUUUUCCCAGUCUGACCCCCAGUUAAAGGAUAACAGGAAAUGAGGUCAUUAAUUGUAACCAGACCUGUAAGGCUCUACUCUUCCAUGUUGAUGUUUUUUUUUGGGUGUAUUGGUGACAAUCAGUGAAUUAAGUUGAUGCUAAUGA
Melanotaenia boesemani (Boeseman's rainbowfish) is the source of this 6329-nucleotide messenger RNA. Its product is annotated as myosin-7B-like. The record is from RefSeq and is a predicted model, not a curated record. The transcript has 46 exons. The coding region runs from base 64 to 5874 and encodes 1936 amino acids. NCBI's taxonomy places the organism in Eukaryota, Metazoa, Chordata, Actinopteri, Atheriniformes, Melanotaeniidae. Gene Ontology annotation, cellular component: myosin complex. Gene Ontology annotation, molecular function: actin filament binding; cytoskeletal motor activity; ATP binding.